GUUGGUUAUUGUUUAUUUGAGGGUGAGUGUUUGAUAAAGAGAUACCGUAAUACAGUCCGUGAAGAUUUCUAUUCCAAACUCUCACAUAUUAUAGGAUCAUUGGCAGAAGUAGAAGCUGCGGCUGAGCGUUUAGACAGAGAAAUGAAUACUGAUUUAGAAUCAGAUUGUGAAAAUGUUAUGAAUAAUCAUACAUUAAAAGAACAACUAGGAUUGGGUCAAUCUUCAACAUUAAAAACGCCAAACAAUUCAAGUAUUGAAAUUGAUCGUUCAGCAACAAUGAAAAAUAAUAAGGUUCAGAAAAAAAUAGAUAAUGAUUUAACAGAUUCAACAAAACGAUCUUUAGCUACGACGACUUUUGAUAAUGCAUCAAAAAUUUAUGAAACACCACCAAUUUCAGAUAAGACUGUUCAAAAAAAAAAUGCACAGGAAGCAUCAUGUAAACAAAAUGUUACUUCUGCUUAUCAAGCCCUACGUGAUAUUCAAUAUGUAACCAGAGAUGAAGAAAGUCGACAAAGUGAAGAAACAUUAUCGUCAUAUGACGAUGCUGAUGAUUUUGAAACCGAUGAUGAUGACGAUUCAACAGAAACAAUAAUUGGUUUGACAAAGUCAUUAACAUCAGCAGCACGAUUGAAAUCAACAUCAGUUAAUAAAGUUAAAUCACACCAAUCCAAACAAUCUUCAUCAUAUGCUUUAAAAACAACUUCGAAACGGUUGUGCAAUAAACAACUUUUUCCUUCAGGCAGUGAUGGUAAUCAAGAAAUAGUGACAUUAUUAAAAUCAUUAAUAUUAACAAACAAGGAUUUAGCAAGAGAUAUGAAACAAUCAUUACUUGAUAUAAAACAGUUGUUUGUAUUGGUCGAGAAGUUGGAUGCGAAGCUCAAUUUGAUAUUUGAAAACCAAAAAAAAAUACAGCGAGCAUUAGCAAAAAGAAAAAUUAAUGUAGCACUACUUGGUGGUGAUUUCGAUACAGAAAAUCAAUCACAGAGUGAUGUACCAUUUCAACAGUCGCUGAAUUACAAGAAGGAAGAUGGUACAACUAUUGAUUUGUUACAAUUAUGCGGCGUUCGAACACAGAUAGGACGUUUCGUCGCUCUGGUGAUGGAUCAAGUUUUUACAAAACAUGAACUAUGCACCAUUACAACAAGUCAAUUGAUAAAAGAUGAACGUUACAACACUAUUAAGGAAGCUGUAAGAUCAAGAUUCAAACUAAAUGCGGAAGAAAUAAAUAUGGAAUGGUCAACGAUUCAUGAAAGUAUACUUCAAAAACGACGCAACGAAAGUAAAAAGAAAAAUGGUAAUACCAGUGCCGUCAACAACAACCAAUUACCACCACAAUAA
Rotaria sordida is the source of this 1338-nucleotide messenger RNA. Lineage: Eukaryota; Metazoa; Rotifera; Eurotatoria; Philodinida; Philodinidae. The record is from the annotation of a GenBank genome assembly.